Purpureocillium lilacinum is the source of this 519-nucleotide messenger RNA. RefSeq lists its product as uncharacterized. The record is from RefSeq and is a predicted model, not a curated record. Gene Ontology annotation, cellular component: plasma membrane. NCBI's taxonomy places the organism in Eukaryota, Fungi, Ascomycota, Sordariomycetes, Hypocreales, Ophiocordycipitaceae.
AUGGCGCUCACGCUUCGGCUCACAGCGCUGCGGCCGCUGCUGCUGGUGCUGGCGGUGCUCCUGAUGAGCCUGACCGCGACGACCGCCGCGCAGGACCCUUCCUCCCAGCUCACCAUAUACAACGACUCCAAAAAGUACGCGUACCACGGCUGCUACAACGAGACGACCGAGAUCCCCGGCUCCGACCACACGCGCGCCCUCGGCGGCGGCAUCAACGAGGUCAAGCGCGGCGAGAUGACGGUGCCCAUGUGCCUGGCCUUUUGCUCCAACGGCGACACCCAGUACCGCUACGCGGGGCUCGAGUGGGCGAGGGAGUGCUGGUGCGCGCAGAGCAUCGCCGGCAUCUCGGAGAAGCUCGACGACAAGCAGUGCAACUUCCCCUGCGAGGGCGACAACACCACCGCCUGCGGCGCGUCUCUCAAGCUGUCCGUGUACCGCCUGUCCAGCUCGGCGGGGAGGCUCACCACCGGCUCGGCUCUGCUUGCCUGCGUUGGGGCCGCAUUGGCCGUGGCCUUAUGA